AUGCCCGAUACAAUCCCGCUGAUCACGCUCGAGGAGCAUUUCGUUUCCCACGCCGUGGUAGACUAUUACGAGAAACAAGGCAAGGGACAGGCGCUGCCACCAUCGCACAAAAAGGUCAUGAAGGCCCUACGCGAGGUUGGACCUGUACGCCUUCAGUCGAUGGACUCAGGACGCGUGAGCAUCCAAGUGAUAUCUCACCGGCCAAACGCAAUCCCCAUUCCCCCUGAAGUCUGCCGCGCAGCCAACGAUGAGCUACACGAGGCGAUCAAAUCAUCACCGUCGCCUAACCGGUUCGCCGCCUUUGCCAUGCUGCCGACCCUCUACCCUGAAGACGCGGCCCAGGAACUCGAGCGGUGCGUGACGGAGCUCAACUUCGUCGGGUCGCUGAUCGACAACAGCGUCGACGGCCGGUUCUACGACGACCCCGACUUCUGGCCGAUAUUUGCGGCCCACGAACGCCUGGACGUCCCCGUAUAUCUGCAUGCGCCGCCACAUCCGCCCAGCGAAACAUCACCGUUCCAGGGCAACUAUGCACCGCAGGUGACGGCGUUUCUCGAGAACCACGGCUUCAACUGGCACACGGAGGUGGCACUAGGGGUGUUGCGACUGUUCGCGUCCAAGCUGUUCGACGAGCAUCCGCACCUGAAGGUCCUGUUGGGCCACAUGGGCGAACUGCUCCCGUACGGGCUGGACCGAAUGCACAGGCUGAUCCAGCGGACGUGGCCGGCGUCGGCGCGCCCGCGGCGACACCUGAUGCAAGUCUGGCACCACAACAUCUACGUGACGACCAGCGGCAUGUUCAGCCUCGCGCCUAUGGCCUGCCUGAUCCACAUGUGCUGUGCCGACAAGGUGCUGUACAGCGUCGACUACCCUUUCUGCAGCAACGAGGAAGGUCUGGCGUUUAUGGCCCAGCUGCGCGAAAGCGGCAUGAUCAACGAGCAGGAUUUCCUCGACAUUGCGUACAAAAACGCCGAGCGCUUGUUGGGUCUUCGUGUCCCUGAGGAUAAUCAGGUGGGUAUAGAAGCCACGGCGGACGAUGGCAACGUUAUGGCCGGGAGCGUAAGGCUUCGCCCGUGGCUGUCCACAGAAAGCUCCAAUGGAGAGGGGAGUUCCCCGUUCCCGCACUCGCCUCUCGAAACAGUCCAUGAAUGA
Messenger RNA from Capronia coronata CBS 617.96, 1152 nucleotides. RefSeq lists its product as uncharacterized. Lineage: Eukaryota; Fungi; Ascomycota; Eurotiomycetes; Chaetothyriales; Herpotrichiellaceae. The record is from RefSeq and is a predicted model, not a curated record. Gene Ontology annotation, biological process: secondary metabolic process. Bases 1 to 1152 code for a protein of 383 amino acids. The transcript has a single exon. Gene Ontology annotation, molecular function: carboxy-lyase activity; hydrolase activity. Gene Ontology annotation, cellular component: cytoplasm; cytosol.